Messenger RNA from Naegleria gruberi, 1170 nucleotides. RefSeq lists its product as uncharacterized. The coding region runs from base 1 to 1170 and encodes 389 amino acids. The record is from RefSeq and is a predicted model, not a curated record. The transcript has a single exon. NCBI's taxonomy places the organism in Eukaryota, Heterolobosea, Eutetramitea, Acrasida, Naegleriidae.
AUGCAAGCUCAAGUCAAUUUUAAUCAAAUCAAGUCAUCAAUCUUUGUUCCUUUGGAUAAGAAGAAAUCUGAUCAACAUUGUUCUCUCCUUUUCAGCAAUCUAAUUGGUACUGCUUUACAAUUCAGAGACAACAAGUACACAUACUGUGGAUCAUAUGAUCUUUCACAGUGGUUGGUUCUCUGCUUUAAUACUAUGGUCAAACAAGAUGAGAAGUUAUUUGCAGAUAUUGUUAUCCCAUUGGUAGCAUAUAUUUCGAUUGUUGACGAUGCAUGUGAUGAGAAGAUUACAGACAUCUCUAUUGAAGAGAUGAAAUCACAUUGCAUGAUAUUUAGAGGUGAAUCUGUACAAGCAACAAACCCAGCUCACAAGAUGGGAAAACUCGUCUAUAAUUUGAUCAAAGACAGUAGAUUCGAUGGAAUUAGAGGAAAGAUUUUAGAAUUCUUGACCGUUGGAACCAAUCUCAUAGAGAAGGCAAAGAAUGAAUGCGAAAAUAAUGGACUUGUCUCUGAAGAAACCUUGCUUGCCUUUUUGAAAGAAAGAAGAGUCGACUCAAUGUCCUCUCUUUUCUUUACUAUUAAUAAUUUCUUUAAUGACAUUCCAGAGAUCGAUACAUGCGAUCACGUCAUUGAAUAUAACCACUUGGCAUGUGACAUUAUCAGUUUGUUCAAUGAUGUUGCCUCAAUCGCUAAAGAUGCCAAGAAGGUUGUUAACAAUUAUAUCAUUUUGAAUAAGGGCUUGAAAGAGGGCAUGUCAUACAGCCAACUUAAACAACUCCCAGUUGAAGCCUUUGAUUCAUCCCUCAAUGAAGUAUUGGAAUUAAUCAAAGAGAAAUUGCAACAAAUGGAAACAAUCAAAUCCUCCAACCCAGACAACUCCAAACAAUUUGAAUCCAUCGAUGAAGUGAUGAAAGGAUAUUGUACUUGGUGCAUCAUUUCAAAGAGAUUCCAACAUUCUAACCACCUCCUUCCUGAAUACCAUUCCAAAAAAUCAGUACUCAAGGCAAUGAUUGAAACUGUGUUAAUGCCAUUCCUCAAACCUUGGUCUGAUAAUGAUAUGCUCACCUAUCUUGAUGAUAUUGAAAAUUCCAUGAAGAAAUCCUCCUUUUCAAGCAUAUUGGACUCAUUUGCCUACUCUAUCGGAAAAUUUUGCUCUUUUUCAAUCACUAAUUAA